Messenger RNA from Porites lobata, 37922 nucleotides. The record is from the annotation of a GenBank genome assembly. NCBI's taxonomy places the organism in Eukaryota, Metazoa, Cnidaria, Anthozoa, Scleractinia, Poritidae.
GUUGGUGAUUUCUUGGUGAACAUGAAUUUUGAUGAAUGAAUAUUCCUUGCUCAUUUUCCACAUGCAUGACGUACUGAAUUUGGGUUACAGGUGAUACAGAAAACCCAGUCCAAAUGUUUCGAUGGCGGACGAAUCGAAAGAUCUUUGCAACAAGACUAACUCCGAAAACAAAUUGCGAGCGGCAACGGAGGUUUUUCAACGCAAAUAUCGCUCUAUGUCCACUUAUGGAGAACAAGUUAUCGACGAAGCUAACCGUUCGAACAAGGCGCUAUUUUGCCUGCCGGAAGACAAUCCUGUGAGAUUCUACUGCAAAAAAAUCGUAGAAUCCAAGUAUCCUUUUCACUACAAAAAAUGAAAAAUUUAAAAAAUAGUUUUAAUCUUAAUGCUUUCUCCACUAGAAAAUUUCCAUAAGUUAGCCACUUUUGUUCAUUGUAUUAUAGUUAACCACAUUACCUUGACUCUCGCUGGUAUAUUGCGGUAUAACUGAUGAAAGUUUCUAAGUAUUCUAACUACAGUUGUUCAUUCAGACCCAUGCCUCGGUUCUUAGUCGAGUAACUUGCUUGUCUCGCUAAUAGCAAACGCUGACACGACAUUUUUAGAGAUUUCUCUAUAAAAAGCUUAUUUUCGUUCCUGAGACUUCGUCAUUUAUCGCGUAUUUUUGAUUUACCUUCUUAAAUAAUAAAGUGGGGAAAUAUUCAGGGCUGUGAAGAAUAUUGUUGAUAUGUAUAAGCACAGGAUCAUUAGUUUUAUGCGAUAAAUAGAUGCGUUCAUCUUCUGCUUUACGACGUAACAUACCUAAAUUGAGUUCUAAGUUGUGUUUCCUGACUAUUUUAACAGAAAGUUUGAAUAUUUUAUUUUACUGACCAUUGCGGCAAAUUGCGUGGUACUUAUGCUAGAAGAACCGCUACCUAAUGGAGAUACAACAGAGCGGAAUAAAAAACUGGUAAGGGCGAAAACGCGUAUUUUGUUGUGUUUUUCGAGCAAGACAAAUAUUAACCACAAUGCGCUUUUAUUAGGGCUUUCUAUAAGGAAACGAUUUAAGCGCUUCUUAAAGAACUCCUAUAAGAGAGAACUCGCCACAUUUAUAGUCAUAGCAACUUGAUGUCUACUGGUUAUAGUCGCGUGGAAAAUUGUCAAAUUUAUUUGUGAUUUUCUGUUUUUAGUUAUUGUUUUAAUCUCUCCUAUUGUCAGGAAAAAUCUGAAAUGUAUUUCGUGAUCAUUUACUGCAUCGAAGCUGCAACGAAGAUUAUGGCUAACGGAUUCGUACUGCAUAAGGAUGCCUAUCUACGAAAUGGCUGGAAUAUUUUGGAUUUUGUGGUUGUUGUGGUCGGGUAAGCUUUUUAUUUAUCUAAGUGACAGUGGAGUUUGCUCACAUUAAUAUUCAGCUCUUGCAGCUGCCCCUUAUUGUCACUGCUGUUUGCGCCGGAAAUUUCAUUAAAAAGGCUUAUGGCCUGCGCAAGCCAAGACAGAUUCACCUAUUUCAGCGCCAAAAAAAGCAACUAUAACAAGUUAUGGUAUUUGAGUGUCUUGCUCUGGACGUCAAUUGUAUGAUUGAGGAUCAAAAAUCGAGAAUUAAAAGCAAAAAAAUAACAACAAACAAAAACCAAGAGGCUUGUAUUUAGAUUUGAAGGUGCUAGAAAAAUUAUUGCUUUUUUGUCCUCACUUUUCGGGAGAAUUGUCACUAAAUUAAAUAUUCUAAACAAGACAAACUGCUCAGUUGGGUUUAAAUCUUGCUGACUUUUGCAUUUAUUGAGCAAAAAAUACAUUUUGGCAAGGAUUUAACUGUUUAAAAAGAUGUAAGAAUAAUUCAAAGGGUCGUAUCUAACUCAAAACUUUUAUUUUUUUUCAACCACCACAGUCUUAGUGUGUUAAGUGAAAAAUUAGCACCACAGCAAGCCAGAUCGCAAAAAAUAUAGCACACAAAAAAUGUUGAAAGCGCUUGGUAACCAAUUCUCAUCAACAGUAGAAAACACUACGACACUCUUGUUUAUGUUAUAACACACAUAUUAAUUUUACUGUUAAAAUUUCAGGGUUUUUAUUAACAAUCAUGCAGUUCAUACGUUUUACUUCUCGCAAAGGGUUUAAGAAUUUUUGUGACCGUUUAAUAUCAUUUUAUUUCUAUUUUAUUUUAAUUAUUUAACUUUUUUGCAUCAAUAUAUUGUCGCCAGAAUUUGAAUUUUGUUUAACAGGUUUUAUUAUUAUUAUUAAUGUAAAAAGCCCAUAGAAAGAAAUGUCAUGCUGGCUUUAUUUCGCAGAACGUUUUUCGAACAACGUCCAUUGUAUUUAUCUGUUGGUGGUAAGCGAACCUCCCGCAACUUUGUUGAGACAACUUUCUCCGAGCGAGGAGUCCAUAACUUGGCGUAAGGGUACAAUUAUUCCCAGGCGAAAGUGAAUUGGUGUAAAUUUAUUCGAUUUUUGUCUUAUCUUCUGAGUCACUACCAUCGAAAAACAAAAGAGAAGAAAUUUGAAUUCUCAAAAUCCCCCCUCGAGAUACAGGUAGGGCUGACUUAGACAGAACCACCCACAUAGCGACUUCUACUUGAAUCUAAAACUUUCGGAGCUGAGACAUUGGACAUUGGUUAACUAUCCAAUGGCUGUACACCAUUUGAUGGGUCUCUUUCAAUGAUUCAUGCAUCACUCGGCUUGCACUAAAGAACAAUAAGUAAUCACUCAAACAGUUUCGCUUAGAAAUCAAGAAUAUUUUGAUUAAAUUAACUUUGCUCAGUUUAUGUUUUCCGAAUUAAGCACUUAAGAAUUUUUGAAUUAAGAUUUUUCCCAGCAAGGAUGAAAACUGUUUUAAGCAUGAUAAUUAGAGGAGUCAAGCGUGAACGCUAAAGAGGGACCAUUGUAAAUUUAAGCAUUCAAAGUAUUCAAACAGUGAAUUGGUAAUAAGACAUUCCGGCCCUGAGUGCUAUAGCUAAUUGUCGCUUAAGUUCUUAAAACCUGCCUAGAGUAAUAAACUGUUUGUUUCUAGUAAAAAUAUCGCAUUUUUUGACCAUCUCUUUUCUUAUAUGACAAUUUUGGGAAAUAACAUUUGGGUCUGGCUGACCGUAGUGAACGCUUCCGGUUGAAUACAACUUGUGUUUCAAUGAAGAAAGACAUGAAAUUUCAACUACUACAUUUAUAAAGGUUACCGAUCGAUAUAACUGAAACAAUAAGAACCAUGUUAAAUGAAACUGGUAGAAAUGACAGGUUAUUGAUACUCGAAAUAGAUCCUUUGUAAGUUUUUGUCGUAAUUUUACUUGAGUUUUGACCAAAUUGGUGUUGCGUUCAAAUUAAUGGCGAAAUUAAUGUUACCCUCUGUUACCACACGCAUCUCUCUAUCAAAAUGUACCGCAUUGACCAGUUGUUAUUUAAAAAAAGCGAAGCCCUUUUUUUCAUUCAAGUAGCUACGUGUUUUUUAAUCACAACCGACCCGGCCUCCGCCUUUUCCAUUUAUGAUACCCUGUCACUGAUGAAAGUAAAGUCAUUUUGGGGAUUUUUACUUAACUUGCUCAGAGCCUUCCCCCGAAAAAUGGCUGCAACCAUUAUUUUUGCUCUGAACUAGGAUCAACGAAGAAAUCGAUGCACUUUCCCGGAUGUUACAUCAACCUGAAUCCCAAUGUCUUUCCCAGGACAGAAUCUUGAGAACGAGGUUGCCCAAGUCCCUGCACUGGUUUUAAGUGAUAUAGAAUUGCCCUUAAGACAAGAAGCGCUGGAAGGUUGCUAAUUAGUCAUAAAUUCUGUCGGUCCAUUGAAUUAAUUUAGCUCUAAAGUUGUCGGCCAAACGUAAAAACACAGUCUGGGGAACCAAGUCACUGAUUACAAUUCAAGUUACUGGACAGUCAGUCUUGUAGUCCCUCAGUGAGACUAAGGUCAGCUUGCUCGUGCGGGCUGCCCAUAAUUAUACAUUUCUUGAACUUGAACUUGAACUUUAUUUUUAUUUAAACACGGUAAAUCUAUCAGAUAAAAUAAUAAUAAGAAGAAAAAUUACAAUCUACUUUAAUCUAUAUAAACAUGAUCUAAAAAUUUAAAUAGUAAAAAUAGAGAAAAUAAAGAAAUUCUGCUUUACAUAGAUGCCGUGUGCGUUUUAUCGAUUCAGUCAAAGAAAUCGCGACAACCAUUUCGAAAAGAUUUAAGUGAUUUUGCUUGCCGCAAUUCAGGGGACAAGCUGUUCCAGAUAACCGCACCAUUAUAGCUAAAGCUAUUUUUCAAGAAAUUGGUGCGGGGCAAUGGAACAGCUAGUUUGUUUUCAGAGUUCCUUAAAUUAUAAGGUGGAUUAUAUUUAGUGAAAAGAGAACCAAGAUAGUCGGGCGCCUUGUAUAGAUUUAUAGACCAUUUCAACUUUCUACUGGCUUAAAACACAUUUACACCACAGAAUUAAUUUGGUUUAAUUAUUAAUUUUUUCUAUUAUUGCUUUUGUUUUUCAAAUUUCCUGUCAGGCAUUAUUGUAGUCGUUGCAGUUGAAGUUUUCUCGUGACUGGUGACAUUCUCUUUUUACACCUUCGAAGGCAUUCAUUUGCCCUCGCGUAGGGUUUUUUGUGAGAUUCAGAAAACAUAAAAAUCUUUUAAGUUCAUUUGACAGUGAAAACGGACAUGGCCUAGGUUGGUAUAUUCAUGAUUAUUUGAUUCAUGUACAAACAGUAGAACGUGCUCAAAGCCAUAGAGAGCAAGGAAGUCUGUAUAUAUGACUAAAAAUAACUCUUUGAUAGAGGAAGAAAUUUAACCAGCUGCCGCUACACUAUAUCGACAUUCAAAACUUGUGCUCGGAAUAUUGCAUUAUUUUUUAUGACGAUAGUUUUCUCCUACUUCAGUCCAUAAUUGCCAAAAAUCAAUGGCUUAAUCAGACUUGUAAAACCAGUAAGAUAAAAAUAGGAAGCAACAUAAGGCCAUCCCCUUUGUUUUUCGUUUAGCGUCGAAUGCGUUUCCUGAUAUUGGGUCGGUCGGUCGGAUUGAAAAAAAAAACCGAAAAGACAAAAAAGUCUCAAGAAGUCUUGGAAUAGGAGGCCCUGGUAUCCCAGUAUGACGUUAAAAGUUUACAUUCACAUAUUUGGAUUUAAUUUAACAAAAUGCACUAUAUACUGUAAAAAAUGUUCCUGUUUUUGUUUCUGUUUUUCUCUAUGCUUUUACUACGCUCAUUUUUCAGAUUAAAAGAAUUAUUUCAAGUGAAAAAUGGCUUGACUACGUCGCCACUUUUCUUUUUUUUUUGAAAAUGUCAAAAAUUUGGGUCGGUCGGACGACGCUAAAGGGAGAAAAAGAAAGAGGAUGGCCUAAGUGCGAUGUACUUGUGAAGAGAUUUCAAUGAUUUAAACGUCCUGUUUCCAUAAUUCAAACUUUUAAAAAGUAAAUUUAUUUUUUUGCGGCACUUAAACGCAGGAAAUUAUCACAACAGAUCAGUCCUUAAAAUGCGGAGUAGCGACUUAUUAUCACCUGAGACGGGAAAUUGCGACAAAAGAAACCUUUGUUGAAGAAUAUAUCAACAAUCUCAAGAUACCAUCUUCAACUUGGAAUCGGGAUAACCUUUACUGCGCUUUUCACAAACAUGCGAACUCUAAAGUUCAAAAGCCGCCUUCACAAUUGCGUUUUUCGCUGCCGUCAAUCACAAUUACGAUCACCUUAGCGCGGCGCAGGUUGUACAAUGUUUCUUAAGCUGAUCUGAAAACACUAAAGCCCUAAAGAAGUGGAGCAAUUAAACUAUGACGAGAUGCAUGGGACGCUUACAGGCGCUUUUAAAAGAUAAAAGAAACAAGCGAACAAACAACAAGAACAGGAGCCGAUUAAGUAAGCUUGCAAGAAGCAAAAAAAACAGAAACCUGCAGGCGCGUGCGCUGAUGCUGACUGCUGCCAAAUACAAAACUGCAGCGCGCGGUAAUUACAUGCAGAACUAACAUCUGAUCAUUUGGCUGUCUAUGCAAUUUGGUUUGCCAAACUUGAGACGAUCACUUGUAUUUUUAGCCUCCGGAAGAUAUUUUUCCCGCAUCCCAAUUCCCUCUCUUAACCACGUGACGUUGUCUUUUCCCAUCAAUCCUUGCCUACGUGUUAAACUGGCAAGUAUCGUGUUUUAGGUUUAUUUCUUGAGCUUGUAUCAAAAACACCUGAUAACGACAUUCAGGUACCUCAAGCUAGAACCAUGUGGCAAUAAAUGUUUCCGGGUUUAACUUACUGCAAUAUUUUUCCUUGGUUUAGAUGAAUAACUCUAUCAGGGUUGGAUCUGGGGCGGGGGGGGAUGGCCAAAGGAGCCCCUUUUGUCUGAAGCUGUGUUCAAUUUUAUUGUCUUCCUGGUAAAAUCUGUCUUUUAGAGCUUAUUUAUUUUUGGACACAAGAUUUCUUGAACCAAUUAGUAAAUGGAACAUUUCAAUAUAGCUUGCUCGUUCCACGGCCCCUUCCAUCUAAAUCUUCUGCAUCCGCCUCUCGAGUAGGACAACAUUUGUCUUUGACAAGAAAGGAAAAUUUUUCGCAUCUUCACUCCGACUAAGGAAAACUUAAUAGAUGAGUAAGCAAGGCUAGUUAUUUGGACCUGAAUCGGAAGAGCUGCCGGUCUAAUGACUAUUUGACCUAUUCUAUUGACAACAAUGAUUUCAGAAUUUUUAUGGAAAGACAAUCGAAUUUCAUUUUCAAACGGAAUGACAGUAAAUAAAAACGUCUAACUAUAGAACCUGAUCGAGCAAUUUAGCUAACCAAACUUUUUGCUUAUUUUGUUAUUCUAGGUUAGUAGGAAUGAUUUCAGGUAUUGAGAGCAACCGCAUUAAGGAGUCAGAAUCGCUCAAAGUACUUCGAGCUGUGCGUGUUUUACGACCGCUUAAAAUAGUUUCUGGAAUACCAAGUGAGUUUAUCUAUAUACGUUCGUUUGAAACUUAAAAAUACCAUACUUACCAGACCUACUAGUUUGUGUGAGCGGCUGAGAACAUAUAUCUUCUCUUCGGGGAGAUUAGCCUGCGUUGCAGACCCUCUAAACAUAGUAAUGGUCUCAUGAGACGAUGUGUGGGCCGGCUGCAAGGCGGGUUACGAGUAUGUGUACCAAUAGUAUUUCAUACUUUUUUUUUCCAAAACAGAAUAGAAUCUAAACGCCAGACGUAUAAUAGACAACACCUUAUAGGGCAACGACACUUUUUACUGACCCAGUAGUUCGCAUUAGGGCCUAACAUUAAGUAGGCAUACAAACAAACGGGGUAAAAGGGGUAUCUUUUUGAGGCAGGGAUUUCACUAUUAAAAGUAUUUGAAAGGGAGGGAAAAUCUGUCAUUUUAAUUUGUAAAAUGACCUAAAAGGGCUACUUUUUAAGAGUGUGAAAAAGUCGACGAGAAAACUAGUUUUGAUUUAUUCAUAUUUAAAAGAAAGUACAGGGAUCCAACGUUCUAACCAAGGUAUGUGAAAGGGGUACCAUUUGUCAAUGAAAGGUAUAUGAAAGGGGUUCCUUAUCUGACAAAAAUGGUAUAUUUAAAAGGGCAACGGGUUGAGCCACGGGACGGAGUCCCCCGGUAUAAAACUUUGUUGAGUAUUCACCACCCCCUCCCCGGGUAAAAAUUCUCAAUUAUAUGAAUGACGACAAGCGUGACCCCUGAACCACUUGGCCAUGCUGUCAAGCUCAUCGCGCCUAGUUUUAUCCAGGCUAUUGGAUUUAACUUUUUUAUUAGACUAAUAAAAACUGUGUUACAACGUUAUCACGGUAAUUUUUUUUCAAUUACCCUUCUUUUUGGGGCUGACUUGGUCUCCUUUCUUAAUCGAAGAAUGGUUAAUUUGUAAGGGCGGCCUUAAAUUUAUAUAUUAAUAAUGUAAACCCUUAUUUUAUUCUUUUAUUUUUUUUUCAGGUCUUCAAGUUGUUAUGAAGUCAAUAGCGAGGGCAAUGAUCCCUCUUCUUCAAAUUUUAUUUUUAAUUUCGUUUGUUAUCGUAAUCUACGCUAUAGUAGGAUUGGAACUUUUAAGAGGAAAAUUUCACUCAACGUGUUACAAUUCAACUACAGGUAACAAAUUAUGCAUGUUGUUGUACUUGUUUAAAAUGAGUGUGAAUUGCUAAAAUCCCCUGCAACACCAAAAAAAAUUUCUCGUAGUUGAACCAGCUUUACCAUGUUGAAAAUCAAUGGUUUUUAGAUAGUUCAUUAAGUAAGCAUUGACUUGUGUUUCUAAUUAUAUAAAUUUGUAGCCCUUGGGUCUCAUGAAAAAAACUUAACUUUAAACUGUUUGAACGGUGAUGAAGAAGGCAAUUUCAACAGUGACUUCUUAGACGUAAGUGUUCAGUGUCAGGGCGUAAAGGAAAUUUUGUCACCUUUUGUUUAUAGCUUUUAGCGUUUUAAAGUUAGUUGUGGGAAAAGCGAUAAUGGGAACAAUAGAAUAUUAGCAGUCAACUAACAACUUCACCAAUGUGUAAAGUAUUUUCAACUGACUUAAUGCGAUUGAGAAAGUCACAGCAUGAAUAUAAACUAAGUACUGUUCUAUUUGCGCUGCGAAUAAGCUUUGGUCAAGCCACACCUGUUUGUAGCAUAGUAUAAUGGUAUAAAAACAUCAACGGAAAAAAAUAAUCUCCCAUAUUUAAGAAAAUGUUGCAAAGGUCAACAGCAUGAAAGCUAAGCAAACGAGACUAAACAUCAUUCGACUAAAACUGAGUCACAUUUGAUCUGAAAAUAGAUACCCGCCUACGGUGAUUUUUUUUUUAUUUUUGAAAACAAUUUACAUUCAGCGGUCCUUAGCAUUCCAAACUUUUUGCCGACCAAUUUCUAAAUCUUUUAACAGACAGCCCUCGACCAAUGAGCGAAUUUCUACACUAUUAGUUUGUUGUUGUCUAUCAGGUCGGCCAAGAAAUCGAGAGCUCUGGAAUCAAACCGCGCUCAAUCUGUUACUUUAUCCUGUUCCUCAAUCGUUUGCUAACGCAGGAAUCAUGAUAUAUUCAUGACAACUAACCUGUAUGUCAAUUGAUAAUGAUACUAUUACAUUUUUGUUUUAUUGCAGGUGAAAUAGAUACCAUGUUUAUUAGUCCACGCGUCUGCAGUAAGCCAGGACUUGCAGGUCGACCCUGCAGGCAGGAACUUAACUGCACUAGCAAUACGUCUGUCUGGAGUGGACCAAAUAAAGGAAUCACAACAUUUGAUAAUAUUUUUCUGUCUAUGCUGACAGUGUUUCAAUGUAUUACAAUGGAAGGAUGGACUGAAAUUAUGUAUCAUGUACGUAAUCAUCCAACGCACAGUACGUUAAAUAAUUUCUAAGCCCUAGACACAUUUUUGUACAGGAGCGGAUUCCUGGUUUGCUUUCCAGACCAGUUAUUACAGGUAGUUGAUGCCGCAUUGCAAGUAAAGUUCACGUGAAGAUAUGCUUCACCACAGCUGAAUUUGUUAGUGUUUAUCAUAAUCCUAAAUUUUCUUCUCUUGAUAUCUCAGCUCAACUUCAUAGACUUACGUUCCGAAAAUGUCUUAGGAACGUGGCAACGGUUAUUUCUUCCCUCUGUAAGGGCUAAAAUGAAAGGAGAUUUAAAAGUGUCAGUAUUUUUUGGGUAUCUACUGUCACGUGACUUAUAGGCCCUUUGAUCCUGAAAUCACUUUAGCACAGCUUUUGUCCAAGCAGUAGCUCUGGUCCAAGAAAUGACAUUCAUUUUGUAUUUAUCCUUCGUUGCAAAUUUUUCUUCUUUUUCAUUGGCAGAGAGCUCACCACGUGACCUGCAAAUAACUCCCUACAAAUAAUGGUCUGCUCAUGCGCAAUGUCGUCAAACUUUGUUUGGCUGCAAAUAAUAUUCUUCUCAUUGUCCUUCUUGCGAUCGCCCUUGCGUGAAAAUGGCUCAGUGCUUCGCUUCCCGAAGAUAUUCAUCAAAAAAACAAACUCGGUGAUCGAAUGAUAAAUCAAGUAUUUGUUUCUUCUAGAGUUAUGAUGCCCGGGAUUAUCACAACCGCGUGGUCACUUCCAUCGUCUACAUAUCAUUAAUAAUUAUUGGCUCAUUUUUUAUGCUCAAUUUGGUUCUUGGAGUUUUAAGCGGGUAAGUCAUCACUGCGGUUCAUUUAAUGUUAACCCCACCUAGUUAUAUUUCGUUAUUUAAUUACAGCUAUAAUUGUCUAUACUUUUUUUGUGGAAAAAGCAUCUCUUUUUCUCUCUCUGCUAUGUAAUUUUACUAUUUUAUUCAUUGCUUUUUUCCACAGUGAAUUUGCCAAAGAAAGAGAAAGAGCUGAAAAUCGUCGAGCAUUCUUCAAGUUUCGAAGUCGAGAGAAGUUAGAACGCCAAUUUACAGCAUAUUCUGAUUGGAUAGGAAGGGCAGGUAAGAAAAACGUGACGUCCACUUCAGCGCAUGUCAAUAAGCAAACCAUUAACUACAUUAGAUUUACUAUACAAUUUUCACAGUUUUAACGCGCACUCAGUUUCUAUGUAAGUUUAUCGUGGUAUGUAAGCUGUGACCUUCAACUAGCUUGCCAUUACGAAUUUUCUGAUGAGUAUAAAGACAGCGAAACCUGGGAGACAGAAGACAAGAGCGUGGAGUAUAAGGAGUUUUUCCAUUGUCAACUGUAACUUUCUUGUUCUAUAGUUAUCUUUGGUUAAAAUAUUAGUAACGAUGUUGUGUCAUUUUCAGAGGACAUUCUGUUAAGGGAAGAAAGAGAAAGACAUGGAGUUGGAGAAGGUAUUUCUUUCUUACCUACUUACUUUCUAUUUAUGUCGUAAGCUUUACUUUAAAAGCACCCGCGCUUUUUAUAAAUCCACUUUCGUUAGAGACAGUUACAAAUUGAAAAAAGAUUUAUUUAUCUAUUCCCUGUUCAAUAAUUUUCUUAAGCCUAGGCUAAACGUCGAACUUUUCAUGAGACGAACCAAAAUUAGUGAGUUAAGUUCAUGAAAAGUUCGACCGGGUCUGGCUCAGUAAAGUUCGCCUGAAUGAGUUUGGAUCGUCUAACACAUUCUAUCCGUCUGCCUUACAAGGAUAGAACGUCUGAAGAUCGAUCUUCAUAUGCCACGAACUACACUAAUAAAUUAAAAAUUUGUAUGAUCAUGUAUGUUUAGCCUCGUUCGGGAUAAAAUGUAUUACUGAACACCCGCUGGUCGGCUAAAAUUGCUUUUUGGUGUGAUUCAAUUGAUUGGUUUGAAGCCUGACCCAACAGACGAUCUUAACUUAGGUUUGGUCGACCCAAAUUAGCGUUUGGUUCGUCUCAUGAAAAGUUCUGCUUGUAAGGUGCAAAAAAUUAAAGGUGUGAAAAAAGAGAAAAGGGAAAAAUUAUACGCGGGUUUAAGCUUUUUCACCCGUCCCCUUCUCUUUUGACCACUCUCGUAAAAGGCAUUCCGGAGCUAACCACGACGGUGACGAAAAUGUGACUUACAAAAGUCAAUUCGCGCUAUUUCAAACUUCAUCUCUUUUUCUCCAUCUCAUUUGAAAUGUUACGAGAUUUUUCUGGACUUGAAUUCUAAAGAGCUGUAUUCGUUCUCUUAAGUUAAAGUCAUCCAUAAAACGUGAAAUUAAGUAAAGUCUACGUUGCAUAGACGGGUAUAAUUAACGAAAACAAAGAAAUGUACAAAAAAGCGUGCUGCAUGUGCCAAGUUUUCUAUGGCUAAUCUAAGCCUGCCUUGCUCUAAUUUUUUGCCGUCCUCUUUGAUUUUGCCGUCGUGGUUGCUUAAGUUCCCUAUUUUUUAACUAACAGAUGAACUACACCGCUGAUUAAUGAUUUUUUUUCCUCAUAGGAGGCCCACGUGAUCCGCUAAAGAAGCGUAACAGUCUGUCAGACUCUAUAAUGCAUUUGAUAGAGGAUCGCGGGGAAAUGUUGAAACAUCUUAGAAAUAAGUCUGAAAGGUAUAAUGUGUUUCUUAAAAAGUUUUCUUUGAAACUCUGUUCAUUUUGACUUGAAAGGGAAUUCAUCUUUAUACUAUUUUUUUAAAAAUCUGGGUUUUUUUUUUUUUUUUUUUUUGCAGCUCAAGUGCAUUUCGAAAAAUCAAGAAAAAAGAAAAGUUAUUUCGAAUUCAUGUACGUCAAAUGGUUAAAAGUCAAGUUUUUUAUUGGUCGGUUAUAGUCUGUGUUUUCCUUAACACAGUUCUGAUGUCGGUUGAGCAUUAUGGACAACCAAAAUGGUUGGAAAAGUUUCAAGGUUGGUACUGUUCUUUACAGCAACUUUUAAUUCCUUUCAAAGCUCUGGGAGUUAACGUCUAUUUAAGUCGAGGAGUUUUUCAUUCGAUAUCCAGACACCGAAGAGUCGGUUGAAAAAGCGAUCUGAGGUCUCUGGAUAUCGGAUGGCCUACUUUUUUACACUCAUUUUAAAGUCAUCGUAUGACUAAAUUUUGGACGGCUGUCAUUACCUACAAGUUUAUGUAGAAAUAAAAAAUGCUAGCGUGCCAAAUCUAAAACAGCACUAGGAGGUGCCGGUGGAUGGCAAAUGCCGACUGAGAUGAGGUUUCUAUUUAUACUACCAGGGAAUUAUCCACACAUCUGGGUUAUUUUUGUGCUUUUCGAUCGCAGCUUAAGUUACCAUGCAUGGCUGUAAAGCUGCACUGGGUCUUUGUUUAGUACCAAGAGAGGAUCCUCCAUUGCUAGUACUCGAUGAUGCAUGUCAACAUUCAUAUGCUCCUUAAGAAACACCACCUCAAUUGAAAAUCCAUUGCUGUGAUUCCUUAAUUUUUUUUAUUAUUAUUAUUAUUUUACAGAAAUUUCAGAGUACGUUUUCCUCAGUAUAUUUAUAGCUGAAAUGUUGUUAAAGAUGUAUGGUCUUGGCCCCAAGGUGUACUUUAAGUCGGCGUUUAACAGAUUUGACUGCGCUGUAAGUACUUCAAUCUAUUUGUUGAACUUUAAGAUUGUGUCAUCAUUUUUAUCAGGUAGACAAUUUUUCGGUGCAUUUUCAUUCAAUUUUGAGUUGUUGGUUCGUAUGUUUACGGUUGUAGGCUUUUUAACUGUGAGCUCAGUCGAUUCAAAAGGGUAAAAUUUGUAACUCGUAGCCGGCCAAAGGUGGGCACAAUCAGGUCUGUUUCAAGUGAUUUCUACCAGGGAGGGGUCCCUUAUCUUAUUUAAUUUAUAUCUGUGACACGUUUGAGUUGAAGCUUUUUGGGGUGGGCCAUUGAGCGUUAUCACCACUGAUGCCGCUAUUCAUUCGCCUACAAGAUCCAGCUACAGUGUCCGUAAUACAGGCAGUCCAUGAUAGCCAAUUCAAUUCUCUUUCCAAGCUCGCUCGUCAGAACCUAAUUAUAAUAACCACAAUUUAAGCCAGGCGACCUUGUUUUUAGACCAUUUUGCUCCUUAAUUGAGAACACUUUUCAUUUCUUUAUGUCGGCAGGUUGUCCUUGGAGGCAUUAUUGAAAUAGUUGUACAGUAUUUUACAAACUAUAGCUUUGGCAUCAGUGUUCUUCGUAGUCUUCGUCUUCUAAGAGUUUUUAAAUUCACAAGGUAAGAUUGAAUCAGUUAGAGCACAAUCUUGCGAGAAACCUGAACUAAUAUUGACAAUUUGUAGCAUGGAUUUUGGUUUUUUUUCUGUUGUCUAUAUUUCCAACUUUCAUAAGUAGGUUGAGUAUGAAAUGUAUUUCGAAUUUAGUGAGAUUAACUUUCGUUGGCAUUAUUAGCUAAUCGAAACAAACAAUCUAAGUCAUUUGUAUAUAAAAACACAAGACUAUGUAGCAGUUUCACACCUGUUUACUCGAAAACGCAUACAAGCACCAAAGAUAAUGGUCAUUUUUAAUAAAAAUAAGCCAAAACUUUCAUGCCUAACGAUCUAAUAACCUUAGUUUAUUUUUCGUUUCAGAUUCUGGGCGUCAUUACGUAACUUUGUGACGUCAUUGUUAAACAGCAUGCGCUCCAUCUUAAGUCUCAUAUUCCUUCUUCUUCUCUUCAUCUUCAUUUUCGCUCUUCUUGGGAUGCAGUUGUUUGGUGGAAAGUAAGUUUAAAGGAUAGAUAUAAGAUAAACACUCGAUAUCGCAGUCUCAGCUUCAUUAACCAAUUUAGCCUGCCUUCUUUUAUUAUUUUCCUUCAUGCUGUCAGGACACAAAUUUCACGCUCAGAUUAAACUCAUGUGUGUCAUAAUAAUUUGUAUAAAAGUACAAGGAGAGGAUGGUAAAGAAUCUUAGUUUAAGGGCAGUUCCCAUUUAUUUGAGGUUGUUGGAAGUCGAGACGGUCUGUAUUAUUAAUUUUAUGCACAUGUAGUCAGUAUCCAAAAAACACCCCUGGGGUUGAGGGGUGGGUUAAGGAGUUGGAAAAGAGUCCCAUUCCCCCUCCCCCUGUUCAUCAAACCCCCAGCUUGCUGUGAGCACAGUAGUCGAUUUCUCUAAGAAAAAUGAAUUGUUAUAUUUGCAGGUUUAGUGAGCGGCACGAUGCUCCUCGUACCAAUUUUGAUAAUUUCCUUAAAGCAAUGUUGGCGGUUUUCCAGGUUCGUGCUUCUAUACUUCAACCUCCAUUUCCCCAUUAUAUCCUUUCGAGUUCUGAAUAGAUUACAUCACCUUGUGCUUCAAAUCUAGAGGGCUAGAUAUUCGCAGAGAAACUUUGCCUCACAUUUGCUCUAUCCACCUCGUUGCUGUGUACAAAAAGAUGGCGUGGCGGUGACGUUCUGCUUAACAAUAUUUUCCAUUUGUUUCGUGCUACGGACCUUGUUUUUUUUUUUUAAUAAUAUCAAAGUAACUUUCUGACUUCUCGAAAAUAGCAGAGUCUACUUGCACUCAAGAAAAAUAAUAACGCUGCACAUUUUGGUACCAAUGCUAAGCGUGAUGGCGACUAGCAUAAAGCAAUCAAUGGUUUAGCGCAGCCACCAAUAAACACAGUAAAGGGAGAUAUAAGCAAAAAAUUGCACUUCCCCUCGCCGACUAUCUUGAACAUUAUAUUUUACUAGGGUGAUGAACCGAAAUCUUGCAAAUUUUAAUAUUAUUUUUUUUUAAUUACAUUUUCAGAUAAUGACGGGAGAGGAUUGGAAUGCCGUGAUGUAUAAUGGGAUAGUUGCGUCAGGAGGACCUCAUACGAUUCAGGGGAUUUUGUCGUCAUUGUAUUUCAUCUCUCUUGUAAUUCUUGGAAAUUGUAUCUUUGCAAAAGACGUAAUAUCAUUUAUAAAUUUACGGUUUUCAAUUUUUUUUUGAAAGUAUAUUCCGUUGAAACCAAUCUUUGCAAACAAACUACGAUGUAAAAUUCUCCUUUAACAAAUCUUGACAUGGCUUGCCUUGGGAUUUUCUAACAUAAUGACAUUCAUUUUGUCAUCUCUUUCUUUUCUUUUAACUAUGAUCACUUUAUAAUAUCCUAACUGCCCAGUUGAAAACUAACUAAAGAAAGUUUUAAUCUUUGACAAAAUUUGAUCCAGAUACCCUACUAAACGUAUUUUUAGCUAUCGCAGUGGAUAACUUAGCAAACGCUCAAGCAGUUACACAAGACGAAAAGGAAGAACAAAGAAUGAUAGAAGCAAUAAAAAGAAAAAGAAUGGAAAAAAGGACUUCCCCUGGGUGGGCCAAAGUUCGACAGAUUCCUGUAAUCAUGGCAAUAAAGAACAUUAAUCAGAAUAAAACCGACCAUGAUAAUCCAUUUCGAAACAUGAAGCCCGCGUUUUCCUCCGUGGACCACGUGUCACCAAGGUAAUAACGGGAUACCAAAAUGGCUGCGGUUUUAUUGUCUUGGGAUUCUAAUAUGGUGGACUUGACGUCAUGUGAAAACGGUUCAUAAAGAUGAAUUUGGACAAUUGGUCCUGUUCUUGUCCUCCUCAUCCAGCAAUCGGCAGGAAUUCCCUUACCAACCCGCAACGCAGCACUUCUAUUUAUUAGACUUACUUGUUUAACCAGUUUUGGGUCCAAAACGUUAUUUUAUAAGCACAAAAUUCAAAAUUUAUCAAUGAGGUAAGUUAUUGCAAGCUUUAAACGACUUUAUCAUUUUAUUGAUUCUAAUUUCAAUAUUCUGAUAUAAUCUACAUAUUUCUAUCAUAUUUUUGUUUAGGGGAGCGAGAUGGAACAAGAAGUCUGCGCUGAGGGUGAGUGACGAAAAAGUUGUCAGACGACACAUAACGUUUUCUUCAACAUUACUGUAAAAAAAAUUCAAAACUAUCCGUUUCAUCGCCAUGAAUUUUUUCCAAGGUUGGGUUUGAGAAAAACGAGAGGUGAUAAGGGAAACAGUAAAUAUAUUCUCAGUACUCGGAACACUCGCACGCAAAGCCAAAUGAGUCUAAAUACAUAAGAUAUGGGAGAAUCGGCCCGAGGGUUUGCGAGUCGGUGGACCUGGAGAGAAUACGAGGUAUGCCCCAUCGCUGUGAGGAGUAGGGCGUGGUGAGAACUGCUCUCGAGGGUGGUGAGAGCUAAACUUUACUAGAACUGGCUGAAUAAUCAAGCUCCAGGCUUCUCUGAAAACCGAGGAACAAGGUCUGUGGGUAGGACGUGUAUUCCCCCGGGCCACGCUGAGAAUUUUAGGAGGUGCAUUGAUGCUAAGUUAGGCUUUUGUGGGUGUUUUCGCUGGUGAGAAUAGGAUUAAUAUUCUGAAGAGAAAAUAAGGGAGGCUACAUGUUGCUACCUUUGAUCUAAUCAUUUACACGUAUCUCCAAUGUUAAUUUUCUCUCGUUUGCCAAUUGUCUCUCUACUUGACAGAUUAAAUUUUCUCAAGAAAGUAGUUCCGAUCAGUCGACAAAGAAUGGUAACAUAUCUAAUGGCAAUUUCCCGCUAAAAUUUGAUGGAGAGGAGGAAGACGAAGAGUCAGGUAAAGAACCACAAUUAGGGAGCUCCGAAAUUCUCCUUAGCUCAUUUUGCCCCAAGUCUUUUCCCAAAGCGCAUUAUCUUUUGUGGUUAACAACAAGGCUUAGGAAAACGCGACUUGACAGUAGGCCCGAUUACCAGCCGCUGUUCCGGAAAUGAUUCAACGCUCUUCCCCAAACAGCCUCUUCUCGGGUAGGACUGAGGAGAGAGCGGCAGAAAUGAGCCUACUGGACAGGGACCCAAUCAGAAAUUAACUCGCGAAGUCGUCAUCUUGGGAUGUUCUGAAUGUUUUUGAAAAAAAUAGUUAAAAUGUCCUGUACUAUGGGAUUUUUCCUAUUUGAGUCAGCUGAAAGUUGUCUACUCUUGAUACACUUCUUCGGCCGACCAAACCCUCGAGAGGGUCACUAUGACCACACCUGACUGAAACCGGAAACCGGGCGGGAAAAGUGUCUGGCGCCCAGAUUAAAUAGCAGCUUAUGGAAAAGUAUAAACUUGUAGUGAAAUUUUUCACAGUCUCGAAUCCAUGCAACCAAGCGCCAACCAAUCAAGAGAGUGAAACUGGUUAACUGACAAAUCUUACGAGCAAAAAAAGUUUGCUGAAGACAUUGAUAAAUUUCUGAUAUGAUGGUAGCUGUUGUGCGAGCGGGUCGUCUUCACAACACCAGGGACAGACGUAGAGCGGAGGGCGGCCUAAUUUUUAAAUGCAAAACUCUACAGCCGCGCGGCAUAAACAUUGACUUCAAUUUUAUUUGAGCGAACUCUUCCAGCGCGCGCUUCAAAUGUUGCCACAUUUGAAUAAAAUGACGAGAAACGUCUGAAUUUUGAAACAUUUUAGCGCUAAGAACGCAAAGACAAAUUUUAAUUGUAAUCAAUUUAUCAGCGCUACACAGUUUCUAACCAUGUUUUGAUCUUGAUAAAUUUCUAUCUGGGUAUUGUUUUUAAACAAGUUUUUAUGUUCCCUUUAAACCACAGGACCCCCAAAAACCCUGCUUAGCUUACGUGAAGCUGGACGCAUCAUACGAAGACGUAACAUUCAAAGGAACGUACCGAUCAUACGAAAGAGUUCUAUGUUUAUAUUUGGACCUGAUAAUCCGUAAGUGAAUUUUUACAAGGAUCUGUAGGCAUAAGUGCAAAUUGAAAGGGGAUAUCAACUCAAUGGGGUUUCUCCUUCUCACAGGAUUCGUCAAGCAUGCCAUUGGGUGGUAAAUCUUCGAUACUUUGAUGACUUCAUCUUGGUGAUCAUUUUGAUCAGUAGUGUAUUGUUAGCUGUGGAGGAUCCUGUUAAUCCGCACUCGCCAAGAAAUGAGGUAUCUACUGAAUAAGUACUUACUCUUAAUCAUCCUCUUCCCUCGUCUAGUCUUUAAAAGGUAGGAGGGGGCGGUGACUUCCGUGUGAAAGGUAGGGAUAUGCUCGACGGAAAAUGAAAAUCAGAAUCAAACCCCUGAAAGACACCACUUUGGGCGUGGUUCAAGAUCAUACUAAUUACAGGUAACUUUUCCUGGAACCAAUCAGAGCUACAGUGAUCUGAAUUACUGCCCAUCAAAAUGAAUUCAACAGAUUAUGACGGUGUUUGUUUGUUUGUUCUAAGCGAGAUCUAAGAACGAUGACCUUUUCGUCAUGAACACCCCAAAAAAGGACCAAAAUCCGAAAUUUGCGUUUCUUAGCUAGACAACGGGUAUCCCCGCCAAUUUUCUAUUAGAUUUUCCCUGCCCCAGGUUUCAAUCCCGCUCUAAACCAUUUAUACAUUAUUUUUUCUUUCAUGUUCUUCAAGUUGAUUGAUUUUGUGACCUUUGUCUUACUCAAAUUCUAAAAGCCUCACAUUGUAUGCUAUAACUGCCUUGUUCAAAUCCCAUUCAGUAAAGGACGUUGCUUCAGGUAUUAAGCAGCUGCUUAGAGUCCAUCCAAUAAAAAGAGGGUAAAUCAGAAUUUCACUCUUUUAUGUUUGGAUAUCUUCUUUUUGUAGGUUCUUCGCUAUUUUGAUUUCGUCAUCACCGGAAUCUUUGCUCUAGAAGUAUUAGUGAAGGUCAGUGACCGAAGUUACACUGUACUCAACAGACAUCUGUGCAUCAGAAUCUGAUCCGCGGGGGAUUAGCUUUCGAGUCAGACUACUCUAGUCUUUUUGCUGAUUGGUUCAAAAAUCUUACGCCACAAUCAAACGGAUGUGCUAACGAACGAUGAUAUUUUUUUUACACAAAAUUUGCUGCUAUAUAUUUUCCAGAAAACAUAAAAACGCCCAGAAAGAUGUUGGCCUUAUCCUCGACCUUGGAUAGACACUUCGAACGUCUCAAAAACUUUACUAUCGGACCAAAAUCCCAUUCCAGUUAGAAUGUCCUAGCCAUUCGCCAGUAUACCUGGCUCUUCUUGUUACGAACUUUAUGUUAUUAGUCAUAGUAAGUUAUUGGCAAUCAGAUCGGAACGAAUCAGUGAACUUAGGGGAAAAAAUGCAAAGAUAUAUCAGAUAUAUCAGUAUCCUUUUCCCUAUAAUUUAGAUGAUAGACCUUGGUGUCAUCCUUCACAAAGGAUCAUAUCUAAGGAGCGGUUGGAAUAUCAUUGACGCUUUUGUUGUGGCCUGCAAUAUCGCCGCAUUGUUGUUAGAGUAAGUGUCAUUAGAGAGCUUUAGAUUUGAGGACGAGGACAAUUAGGAGUACGAGCUUUAACCCAUAAUUUUUUCGUGUAUUCUCGAAAAAUAUUCAACCCGGAAAGCUUCAUUGUACUAUUUCGCAACUGAAAAAUAAGUGCGGUUAUUUUUAUUGGACUGAGGUUUAGCCCUUUCCCGGUCGCAAAGUGAUUAAACUUCAAAAAAAAUGAUAACUUGUUCCCGCCACUACGACAUUUCGCUAAAACUCGCGGUAGAAUGACGACGGCUAUCACGUUUCCCGCGAAAAUGGCGUUGGUUCACGUAAGAGCACUAAGCUCUGAGAAAAUCUCGUACUCGUUGUCGUCCUCGUCUCCGAAUCUAAAGCUCUCCAUUCACUGUCAGGUUACACCAUGUUCUCGCCAAUAGCGUGGCUUCACCUUUUGAUAAGUAAAUCACUCAAAAUCCACGUCACAACCAUUGAUUCGUUCUCAGUAACAAAGGAAUAGCACUGGAACUGCCUCAGCUUUGAAAUCCCUUGCAUGGUCCUAAAGAAACUUUAUCAGCCCAGUUGAUAGAACUUAACUCCAUGUUGAAACUGUUCCUGAUGCGACACUUUUGAACAGCAAUCGUACUAACGAUGAUGGAUUCUUGCACGCAGUCAAAUUAACUUUGUUUGCGUGGUAUUUUAAGAAGCAAAAAUUUCUCUGCCCUGGUAUUUCACGUUUUCGCCAAUUGAUACAUGUAGUUUCAGCGCCAUUAGUUUACAUAGACAAGAUUUCCUGAGAAGCAUUUGGCAUUCGACGCAGCAGCACAUGUAAAGUUCGUCCGCAGAUUGAGACUGACUGUUUGCCAAAUGAAAACUAUUUCAGUUGUUUUUUCAACUUAAUACGCACUUAGCAUUUCAACCUUACCUGUGAGAAUUUUGCUGAAAAGUCUUUCAUUUGAUUUUGUAGCAUUGGUAGCAACGACUCCUUGGAAAGGGAUGCCAUCAAGUCUUUUCGUGUUUUGCGGGUUCUAAGGCCUUUGAAGGCGAUCAAUAAGUCAAAGAAACUUAAGGUAAAAUUUUGCAAUCAAUGUUGUGAAAUUUCAUGACAUGUAUUGAGCGUACCAUAAAGAUUGAUACGGACUUUUAAAAUCAUUUUCAGGCUGUGUUCGAGUGUAUGCUCUACUCCCUGAAGAAUGUACGUAACAUUCUUCUCAUCACAUUAUUAUUUUACUUUAUCUUCGCCGUUGUUGGAGUGCAGCUUUUUAAGGUGAGAUUAUGGUGUGUUUAUAUAGGCUAACUGAGUGAUUCUCGGUGUUUAUUAAAACGAUGAUGAUAAAGACGACAGUGAUGAUGAUGAUGAUGACGUUGAUGAUGAUGAUGAUUCUCUAUAUGUCCUGAACUUUAGUAGUUUCUCAUUUUCGGUCAAUCGUAACUUCGAUCUCAAUCUCAGUCCAAAAAGUAUUUAGGAAAACCUAAUUCAAAGAAAAACUGAUUAAGUUUGGCCUACCUAAGAGAGACUUUCACUUUCAAAGUGGUUAAAGAGCUCGAAAACCAGAUUUAUACUAAUUGUGUCUCGAGCCACUUUCAACAUCCAUCUCUGCUGCCCUUAUUAAUCCACAUACUUUACUUUUUUUCCUUUAGGGAAAAUUCUGGUUCUGUAAUGAUCAGUCAAAGAUGACAAAGGAAGCGUGCCAGUGAGUAUCUAUACGUCAAACUUUAUGAAGGGAGGGAGAGGGUUGUAAUAAUGCUUAUUUAUUAUUGGCCUUGUGCUUAUAUUCCAGAUGUUGCUCUGUAUAAAAAAUUAGCCAAAAAUAACUUAAGACUCUUAUAUCAAUAUCUUUUAGCUCCUGAAUUUAGGAUAGUAAUUUGGAAUAGUAAAUUUUGAUAAUAAUAUAUUCAAACUAGUGGUGAAAUCAGAAUCUGUAACACAAUUUGCCUUUGGUUGAGUCGUCACGUGAAAUUCCGAAACCCAGUGUUCUUGGAUAUAGAUUAACUUGCUGUAAAUGAUUUAAUAAAUUAACCCAUUUAAAGAAUUCACCUGGAGAAACUUACUUUAUAACCAAACGUACUGUUAACAAGUAUCUUUUCGGCAAUCGUUGACAGGUUGAAAAAGGACAUGACACCAGAUCACUUGAAACAGUAAAAUUAGUGAAUUUAACCUUUAUUAAUCCCAAUGUAAAAUUAUCGAGAGUAAAUGAUGUUCCAAACAGGGCUCUGGACAGGGUGCUAUAUUUGUGUUGAAAUGUCUUUAAAAUUAGUGUUGAAGAAGUGUUUCAUUUUACUUUUUCCAUUAUUAGCCAAGAAUAUUUGGGACUUGUACUUUUGUGCAUUUAGAUAUUUUUUAUGUUUUUAAAUUAAAACAAUGAAUGAACAACGAAAUAUGAAUUUCUUUUAAACAGAGGAGAAUAUUUCAAGUACAAUGUUGGGAUAAACAGUGAGAUAAGUUUGGAUGAUUUUAAGGUAAAUUGUCUAUAUUUCAGCUUAUGAGAGAGGAUAUAGUUAAAAAAAAUACUUGAAAAACCUUUGCAAUUGUUAUCUUCGGACUAAAUCGAUUUUUUCCCUGUAAACAGCUACUGUAAACACAGAUAGACACUGUUGUGACAAAAUUAAAAACAAACUCGUUAAACGUUUUUAGAGACCUUCAGAUUCGAGGACAGGAACGACUGCAAGUCGAGAUUUGACUCUACGCUUUUUCGCCUAUUCAAGUCAGCGCUUUAUCUGUAUGUAUUACAGGAGGUUCAGCCCUUUCCCAAUCACAAAAUGAUAAAACCUCUAACAUUUGAUGACUUGUUUCCGCCAUUACGACAUUCUCGGUCAAGCUCGUAGUAGAAUGACGACAGCUAUAACGUUUUCCCGCCAAAAUGACGCUGGUUCACGCGCGCGCACUAUUUCGUAUUAAAAAAAAUCUCAUACUCGUAGUCAUUCUCGUGACUCGUGACUGAAUGAACAGCCCUGUUGAAGGGACUCUCAAUAAAUUAUGUAUGUAUGUCUCAGAAUCUGAAGGUCUCCAAUUAACUAUAACAAUCAAGUCGUUCAUACACCUGUUCGUCUUCAGUUGAUUUUUGCUUUAGUUUCAGGACGAUUGACUAAAUCAAGGUUGAACAGUGGCGUUUUUGCCAAAAAACACCCCCACUUUUAUCUUCCUUAUGUAUUUGCUAUAUUUUUUAACUUUUUGCGAUUUUUUUCCAUCCUCAGGUUGUUCCUCGGAAGUGGGAAAAACACAAAUUCAACUUUGACAAUGUUGCUCACGCCUUUUUAGCGUUGUUUUCUUCCUCAACCGGGGAAGGAUGGCCUCAGUAAGUUAUCCAUUUUUAUUACAUUUUUUAUGCAGAAAUGGAGCUCGUCAAUGCUCCAGCUUCGUUUAAAAGAAAAGACAGGCAGCUAAAUACUGAGGCCAGGCAUUACGGCAAAGACUGACAUUCCCGCAUUGGCCUGUGCAGCCAAAGACGAUGUUAUUCCAGUCCACGUGGAAAUGAGGUUGCAAUUCCAUAGUCUCUCGAAACUAACUAGUUGAAAGCCAUAGCGCGAUAGUAUUAGCAGUCGGUAAUACGCUUGGCUGCAGAGCAGGAGGUGUUGAGUUCGUUUCCCGGGAACGGACCAAUACUCAGGGUCUUAUAAAAUAACUGAGAAAUGAAGGUACUGCCUUUGCCCAGCCAAAGGUUAGACCUUCGCGAGGUUCGGGUGAUUACGAAAAUUGGCGCUCCCGUCUCCAGUAGGAGGGUGUCCCCGACACUCAAAUGAAGUGAAUUUCUUAACUGCAUACUAAGUCCGCCUUUAAAUUUGGUAAUGAGGUUUACUAAAUAGACACCAUGCAUUCAGUAUUCUCCAUAUUUGUCUGCAGAGGAAUGUAUCACACAGUCGACGCAACAAAAGAGGAUCAAGGACCGAUAAAAGACAAUCAGAUUCAAAUGUCUCUUUACUACGUCUGCUUCGUCGUCGUAUUUUCUUUCUUCUUUCUUAAUAUGUUCGUAGCUCUUAUUAUUGUUACGUUCCAAGAGCAAGGAGAAAAGGAAAUGGAUGGAAGUGAACUCGAUAGAAACCAGGUGAUUUUCUAACCUUUUUGUUGCUGUCGUUUUUGUUGUUGUUUCGUUUGUAAAUCUUAAUAAAACAGACUCAGCGUACGUACAAAAAUAUUUUUUAGUGUUCUCAUCUAUCAAUGGUUUUGCAGUUUUUUUAAUUAAUGUUGUUAGUGAGCAAUGUACUCUUACUAAAAUCUAAAUUACUAUCUUCCUCACUUCAAGUAGCUAGUCCCCAUGGUGCAAAUGAAAACAACUGGAGACUUGAGCGUUGGAUUGCAACCCAGCCUCCCGAGAGUCAGGGGCUCACCUAAGAAACGCUCCACAAAUCCGCUUAACGAAUUAGGUACAUCAAAACUGAUAAAAAAAAAAACAUAAUAGUACAUCAUAGAUCAUAAUGAUGUUUUUUUGUUACUUAUUCCAGCGAGAUUGUAUUCAGUUUGCAAUGACCGCCAAACCAAGGCAACGCUACAUGCCGGAAAACAAAAACACGUGCUUCUACAAAGUGUGGAGGGUUGUUGAUUCCAAACCAUUCGAGAUUUUUAUCAUGACUACCAUUGUCCUAAAUGCCAUUGUUCUCAUGGUUUCGGUGAGUGUUGUUGCUGUUAGUUAACGGCGUCCUAUAAUUCGAUCAUCACGGGAUGGUUGAAUAUUAGGGUUUAGCGUAGUACCUGUUAUGUUUCGGUCUUGUGGCCGCUUGACUCUAUAUUAACCAUUAAAUCUUCUGCGAAAAAAAAAAUGCGGACUUAAAUCGUUUCCAGCAUAGCCCUCAAGUGGUUCAAUUCCUACCUUAGCAACAGGAAACACCAAUACUUGAUAAAUAAACUUUUAUCAGCGCCAGAGUAUGUCAUUAGCAGAGUCCCUUAAGGGUCAAUGAUGGAACCUGCGCCUCACAUAAAACUAAAUCCACUAAAGCAAGUGCGAGAAGCAAACAUUUCAAUCUUCGAGAUAUUUAGCAAUUAUUGGAUGAGGAUGAGUAUGUUCAGCUAGAGAGCUUUUUAAUACUGGUACUGACUAGCAAAACGUUUCAUUCUGUACCUUCAAAUGACUUGUUAUUCUUGUUUUCUUUGUUUUCACUCGAUUUAGUAUGAUGGGGCGUCACCUGAGUACGAGAAAGUUCUUAGCAAUCUUAACACAGCUUUCACGUUCGUGUUCCUGUCAGAAGCCAUUUUGAAACUGAUAGCAUUUAGACAGGUACGUUUACAACACAUUCACCGUUUUGCCGUUUUUUUUUUGUUUUUUUUUUUAGUUACAGAUAACCCAACAAUAACGGUUGGUGUUGUUAUUUGCCCGUCAACCGUUAGUGUGGGCUCAGUUACCGAUUGAUCCUAACUAGCUGCAACGUGCAAGAAAAAUUAGCUUUACAUUAAGAUUUCUGAGGGAGAAUAUGAUGCAAAAAAGUACGAAGAUGGUGAAUGCCUUAUUUCCUUCCUAAUUUACACUCUUGUAACUCUGGGUGCAAAUGCUGUAUUUAUAAUGUUAGCCUGUUCCAGGCUCCGAGAUAGUGGUGGAAAGUCGUUCAGUAAUACGUAUACUAUCUGAGAGCCUGGCACAGGCUAUUAUAAUGUUUGCUCCUGGUUCAUCAUACAUGUAUUUGCAUAAUAUUUGUUCAUCAUUGCAUUAUAUUUGCUCCAACCAAAUUUGAUGUGAAUCCUAUUUUUUGCACUUCAGAAAAAGAACAGAAGAAUCGUAAUAAAUCUUUUUAGUAAACACACUGAAAUUUAUCUUAAAUUUGUUAUGGUGUACGAUAAUUAUGACCAGAAGAUAAAUUGCCCUGUUAUAAAGUGAUGCUAAGGGAAUUACUGCACUAUACCGUGGAAGGUUAUCUGGUUAAACUUUCAUUAAUCAGUUUGUUUGACUGCUGAUAAUACUUAUACUCGUGUAAUUCCGCUGGGUGACAUACUUCGACUUUCCCGCCCUGUUUUCUAGGCCCAAGCCAUGAGAGGAUUACCCUCUCUGGCCCAAGCACAUCUCCUUAUGUUUCACAAUGGCGGAAACUCUUCUUCCCUGCUAGCAGAGGUCUCUCACGACGACGCAAAAAUGAGUUUUGCCUCGUCGUGAGAGACCUCUUCUAGCAGGGGAAAACUCUUCUAAAUUUCUUCAAAUCGUCACCUCAUGAACUCUUCUUAUUUACAGAAUUACUUCCGCGAUUUUUGGAACGUGUUUGACUUUAUCAUAGUGAUAACGACUUUAGUUGGCGUCAUCUUAGAAUUGAAAGUAAGUAAAUAAACCAGGUUAUUAAAGAAUUAAAUGACCAACCAAUCAGAAGAGUGCCGUGUUUUUUCGAGGGUUCUAAUCACAAAAAAAAAAAUAAAAAAAGUUAACGGUACUCUACGACUUUGUAAUCCAUCACAAGCCAGACAAUAACGAUUCAUAUCAGCUAGAAAUGCGAGACUUCGGAAAUUCAAAAUAAUAUGCCCCUUGGUAUUCUCUUGCUUUGGAAUAACCCCUCUCCUGAAUGAACUCCUCUUCGGAAACGCUAAAACGUUUUUGAGAGACCGCGGUGUUUAAUCAAGUAAGUACUGUAAACUCUUGGGAAUAUUUUUAUAUCGCAGUUGAAGGGGAUGAGUGUAUUUCUUCCGAACCGAAUUCUUUGAAGUAAAAUUUUGGACAUUGAAAACUUCUUGAUUGACCUCUCUUUUGGUCUCUUUCUGAACGCAAACCGUAGAAAAGUCCUAGACUAAUAAAACCCUUUGAUAACUUGGACCAGAACAGACCGACUCUUUAUUUUCCAGAACUGAGGAAUAGCUAUGUGUCAGCCUCUUAUAGAACUGGGCGGCCGCCGACCAAUCCAUUCGUUAAGGGAAUUUCAUUGUUGAUAGGAAUCGUACUGCCAGAUUAGUAUGUUUUUAAAUACUGUACACGCGCGCAGCAGCGACGAUUGAAUAUGUUAAGUAAAAAUGACUAUUCCAGUGUAAGUCCCUACUUUUCAGAAGCGCACAAAAGGCUACGCAAGAUGCAACAAUUUAGAAGUCAAAUUGGCUUUUUCUUCAUUGAAAUUUCCUCCAGAUGUUCGGCGUAAAGCAAGGGUCCUGUACCUUUAUCUUCGUCCACGCGUUGUCUACAAAUUUUCUUGUGCAGGUUGAAAUGCCUGUUACAUCGCUGAAACGUGCCGACAUCUUUCAACGCCCGUUCGUCAGCAUCUGACUAGGGACAGGACCUGCAACAUCUAUGCAUUUGCAGCAAUCGGAUAAAUGCCGCAAAUUAUGCUUUGGAUUCUGCGCAAAACCGACAAAGUUAUUUUUCUUUAGAACAUAUCAUUAAUGACCCCAUGUAAUUUAGGGGUUGAUCACUGCGUUCUAUAAUCAAUCUUUUGUUAUUUUCACAUGUUACUUGUUUUUGCCAUUUAAUUAACUAAAAGCGCAAUAGUCUCUUGAUAUGUCGAUAUUUAGGGUAGACUCAUUUGCAAAAUAUUUUUGGCUAAAAAGAAAACAAUAAAAUAUUCCAGCGGGAAAAUUGCGACGGCUAUACGCGUAAGUUGCAAAUGAAUCCACCCUUAGUAUUAUCAUAAUAAUCACCCUUAUUUUCUAUUUCAUUAGCUUUGUAAUCUUUCAUUAUAACUAUCAUUACUAUUAUUAAUUCUUGCUUUUUUAGCCCGCCUUGAUUAGCUUGUGCUAUUUGCGUGCUAACUAUCUUUAAUUUGUAAUCAUGCGUCACGUAAAUAAAAAAAUUUGUUGUUGUUGUUGUUGCUGUUGUUGUUGUUGUUCAGAUGACUUUCGAAGUAAUGCUAACCAUUUCAUUCCUAAUUACCGGUCCGGUCGGCGGCCAGCUCUGACUCUUAGUAAGCGCCCUUAGUUAUCAAUAAAAGCUGCAUGUUUAGACAAUUGCAGUAAGUCUAUCUAUUGACCUUUUGAGUUAAACGGUAACUCAGAGUGUUUUUUUUGUCCUUCAUAGAAAAGCGAUGCCCUUCAAAUAGACCCAAGCUUUUUUCGCCUCUUCCGUGCUGCCAGGCUGGUGAAAUUACUAAGGCAAGGAUACACUAUUCGUAUCCUUUUGUGGACCUUCUUGCAGUCUUUUAAGGUGAGUAUGGAAGAGGCAUUUAUUUAAAAAAAGGAAUUAUAAUUUCUUGUAUAUGGCCAAGACGCCUAACUUGGUUGUUAACGAUCUGUCAUUUUCAUUUUUCUUUUCUCCUUUCUGGUCAUAGGCUCUUCCAUAUGUUGUAAUCUUAAUCGGUAUGUUAUUUUUCGUCUACGCGGUCAUUGGAAUGCAGGUAAGACAGUAACCAUCACUCGAUUAAGUCAUGUAUAUGUCAGCUGAAAUAUUUCGCAUCUUGGUCUCUUCUUCGGAUUUCCUUUUCAUUUCCUUCUUUGUCGCAACUUUUUUUAUUCACUAUUUUCUUCUUUAUCUACAAGCUCGUAACUAAUUAAACCAUUAUGUUAAAGUUGUUUGGUAGAAUUCGUCCAAGUGAGAACUGGAGCAGAGAAAUAAAUCACCACAAUAACUUCAGGAAUUUUUUCAUGGCUCUUCAAGUACUUUUCAGGUACGCAAUUUUCAAUGUGUAUCAGUGCACAAUAUAUUUCAUUUAUCAAAUAAUGACAAAGCUUGUCAUUACCGACAAGAGAGAUGAACCCGGAGAUGAACGGACAAUGUUUUAAAAACCCAAUGCAAGCCAAGAUGGCUAAGAAUCGUUUUGUGGCUGAAGGAAAGUGUCUUAAAGACCUACAGAAAGCCACUCAGCUUUAACCAAUACAUUCUUGUAUUUUUUCCAUAGGGCAUCCACUGGCGAGAACUGGCAUAGGAUAAUGCUCCAUUGUUUUAACGAUGCAAAAUGCGAUUCUGAUGAAACCAAGACUUGUGGCAGCACCGUAGCCUCCAUAAUUUAUUUCUGUACAUUCUACUUUUUCUGCACAUUCUUGGUAAGUAUUACCACUAUGAUCUACCCCGCAAAAAAAAAAUUGAUUAAAACGAGGUCUGAUUUCAUUUAAUUAAUGGCCAUUCUGCACCGUGCUUUGAGCUGGACUUCGAGACAAAGGGAGGAUAAUUUGAACCACGCUGGAUUAGGAAAAUUCAAAUGUUUAUACGAAUGGCCAUUUCUGGAGUAAGCUAUGUGCUGACCUUCGAGAAAAUAAGGGCAUUGAAUUCAAAGUUUGAAAUAUUUCACUUUUACGCGGCUGUUUAAGUCUGUGUGAUGUGGGUAUAAAUCGAUGAAAUCAAUGAAACUAUGUGAGAGUGAAUGAUUUUAUUAUGUCUUUUUUCACUGCAAAUAGUUUGCAUCGUCCCUAACAAUGAGGUUUUCUGUUUCAGAUGUUAAAUCUUUUUGUUGCUGUCAUUAUGGAUAAUUUCGAAUACCUGACUCGAGACGAGUCUAUUCUAGGCCCACAUCAUUUAGACGAAUUUGUGAGGGUCUGGAGCGAGUAUGAUCCAGGAGCAACGUAAGAAUUCUGGCCUUUUUAAGCCUAUCUUUGUUGGAAUUGUUUAUUAAUUAACAUCAUCGUGUGUGUGUUUGCUUAAACCAGCCUAACGUGUCAUUGAUAUCUCCUAUCCUGCCCGUCUAAACUUUAAAUUGAAAUGUGUGCUUAUCCGCCCCCUAUCAUUAGUGGAGAAAUACGUUACUAGUCCUCCGUUUGUAGACGUCUCAGAUUGUAUCAGGGGCCACUUCCUAUUACUGAGUUUAUAUCCCUUCUCAUGCAGGCCUUCAGUCGCUAAUCCUCUUCACUCUCUUAGUUUGCUAUCCCUUCUCCUUUUCCUUUGUCCGAGCUAAACGUACCUCGUUUGUUCGCAAGCCUAACAGUAGCGAAACAACACCCGACUAUUCUAUUUAAAACCGUUUUGUUUUGAUAACUUUCAGUAAGGAAUAUUACACUUCUAUUUUACUUCAUGUUCUGUAGAGGGCGGAUCCCGCAUACAGAGGUAUAUCGCCUGAUGUGUGACAUGUCUCCUCCAGUUGGAUUUGGCAGGAAAUGCCCCAAAUUUAUAGCUUAUAAGGUCAGUAUCCGAUCCACUAACCAAACCCUAUCAAGAAGAGCCUAUUGAGAUAUUUUCAUGGUGAUUUUCAAGCAGUUACUUUUCGUAAUCACAGGAAGCGCAGAUAAGCGCAGGCAGACUUCCAAGCGCAAGCGCAGAUAAGACGGAAGUCUUCCAAUGCAAAGAUAAAUACAGCCAUUGUAGCUAGUGGUGGGCGAGGGUAAAAUCCAUUUAAAUUAGUUGCAACAGUGUUCAGUUGUCUUUAAAAUUACUUUACUUUACUAGCAUAGUCAUAAGUAGUUGGAAUAUCAUCGUCCGGGUGAGUGUAGUCGCGAUGUUAUUGAUCAUUUGUCAGUUAAGCCGUUAAGCUAUUCGUUAAGCUAUUGGCUACAAAGACGCUACUCACAUUGCCAAUAACAUCACGGCUUAAGUGACAGACGACCCAACAACGACGCGAGUUAAUUGACCAAUCAACUUUAAUACCAUCAACUGGAGAGACAACUCCCUUCAGACUCUAAAGAUCACUAGAGCACAGGUUUUCGAAACUUUAAGCCAGACAGUCAGUGUCAAUAGCACUCCUAUUCAGGACUUACACUCAUGACAUGACCCGUGCGUUCAAACCAUUCACAGUGUGAGAAGGAAUUGUGUUACCUUAUUUCGAUACAACAUUAGAACCAAUUAUCUCUUACCAGUUUGUUCUCUUUUUACAGCGCCUGAUUAAAAUGAACAUGCCAAUCAUGGGUGACAAUACAGUCCUCUUCACUUCUACCUUGUUCGCUCUCAUAAGAACCGCACUUGGUAUUUUCAGUACAGGCGACCCAGCAUAUGCUGACAGCGAACUUAGGCGAACAAUCAAACGACUCUGGCCAAAAACAUCCAAGAAAACUUUGGACAAAAUGAUCCCUCUUCAGUCAGGUAAGAACAAGUUCUACUUUUCAUAUACAUGCUGCUGAUGAUUAUUACUUGAAUUUGGAGCACAAAGCCCUAAAAGGAUAAUUUCUACUCAUGCCCGCCCAGCCGUGAUCAGUUUUAUGUUCACUUAUGGUAGCCUUAUGGUUUUGGUGGUCUUUUACGUUUUGUGUUGUUUUUCAUUCGUCUCUUUGAUCGGUAGAGUAUCGCACUGUAAUUAUCCCGUAACUAAACCGUUUGUCGUAAGAAAGAACGCUUGAUAUUUGUUACUGCCGUGUUAGAGAUGAUCGAAAACAAUGAGCUUAAAUCGGUUAGGUUAUAGCAAACAAUUUCUGUUAAAGAUUUGAUUGCAGUUGAUUUGCCAGGCACAAAAAAUUCCCUUUCAUUAGCAAAUGAAUGUAGUAAAUGUAACAAGGAAGUUUAUAGACUCAAUGCUUUCAUUUCCAUUGCAGUUUUGAGCUCCCAGCAGAUGACCAUCGGAAAGAUUUAUUGUGCAAAACUCAUUUAUGAAAAUUACAAACAUAUGAAGAAAAAGCGUCUUGAGAAGAAGAAAAAGGUGAACUGAAGUUAACAACAUUUUUAAGAUACAUUGACACUUAAAAAAAUUAAAAAGCUUCAGCAAUAUAUGUAUAGUUUUUAAAUGCAUGAGCACCAUGGAAACUUAGGACGUAUAUCGUUGCUUUACGUUUAAGAGUUUGGAUGGAAGGCGACAUAACAGUGAUUGGUUGCCUUUAAUUUUCGAUACCAUACUUUUUUCUCUGUCUAAAGAGAUCAGUCGUGACGAUAAAAAAAAAUUAAAAUAUAUGUUUUAUUUAAAAAGAGGAGACCUUCGUUAUUUCGUCGACUUGUGGGAGCUCUUCGAAGUGGUAACUCGAAUUCCGAUGACGAGGAAGCUGAAAUUGACAGCCCCCCUGUGUAUCUGAGGCCACGAAGGCGGUCCAAGACUUUAACAUCUCUACCAUCAAUGAUGUAAGUAAACGUUGAACUUUGUUCUUGACAAAAUCUUAAAGAAAAUAUAUGAUAUAAAUGAAGUUCUACAAAAAGUGAUAACGGAUUUUUUUAGCCUGCGAGGGGGCUCACUUGUACUAUAGUUUGGGGAAAAUUUCGGCGGCAGAGCCAACACAUUUCCUCGUGCGUCCGCCGCCAAAAUUUUCCCCGAACUCGCACAAGUGAGUCUGUUCGCAGGGCAGGUGUUUUCGACCAGUUGGAGACCGACUGAGUUUCUUUGCUCCCUUUGGUUGAAAGCUCUCAUCUAUAGAACACUCUUUUCACUCUUCUCAAUCUAUUUGUUGCUAUACGUCAAGACUCCAAUAUAUAUGCUGUUUCAACCUCAAGUACAGAGAUCAAAUGAGAAAAGAAUUACUUCAUCAAAACGUUAAAACGAUUAAAUAUAGUCAACUAAUGGGUGCGCGGCGAAAGUAUUUAAUACCUGUUUUUUGUUGUUGUUACUGUUGUUCAAAUUUAAAGCCACUUAAAUGAUUGAUAAAGUUCAAAUAAUAAGCAAGAGUGUUAGAAAUUUCAUGGCAUGAAUGACCAGAGAUCCAAACUCAAGCACAGACAGCGACAGUAGUGAUUUCUUGCGUGUUCUGCUCGUUAGUGUUUUUAAUGACAUUGACAACAGGUUUUAAUGAACGUUCUUUUGCUUCUUUUGUCAUCCAAUUCUACUGUACCUACAAUUUGGUGCAAAGACGAUUUUUAAUGCUGAAUGAUGCUCUUUAUAUUAUCCUUGAUAUUAUUACACUUCACUCAAUUUUCAGAACCAAAGAAAAGCAAGAAGUGUUAAACUCUAAGCGGCACAUGCAUCGCUCACUAAAAUUCUUUGGAAGACCAUUCGGACGAUCAGAUAGUUUUAGCGAAGAUGAAGAUGCCAGGGGAACUCACAAGUCAGUUCACUUUAAGGUAAAUUCUUGACUUCCCCGCACCCAAAAAACUGACAACCAGAAAUGCGGUGCGGGAUAAGCAGACAAUUCUUAGCCCAUUUAUUGAACUAACCAACUAAUCACAAAACAAAAACAACUGUUUACACUGUUUAGACACCAAAAAAUCAAACAAACUGUAUACGUUUGAUCUGGCCAAAGUAAAUGAAAAAACAAAACCACUUGUAAUAACUGUCAAUCAUCAGGAAAACACAACUAAAAUCGUUACGAGGAAAUGGAUUACAGGAUUUCAAUCGAAAUAUACAAAAGAACAAAAUUUAACUGUCCGCUUGUAAAAAUCCACAAUGAAACUUGUUUACUGUUCAGCGAAUAUAUACUUGCUACUUUACAUAUCACACUUUCUUCUCAUAAUCUCAUGCCGGCACUUAAAACACACUGCCGACAAAUGCACCUGUGCUUGGGAAUUCAAGAAACCAUUUAUCUUUUGUUUCAUUACGCUUCGCUGCAUUCAGGCAAAGAUAAAUGAACAAAUUGUUUGAAAUAUGAUGACUCCAGCCCAGUUUUUCAAAGCAAAUGAAUAAAACAUUCAUUUGAGUUAGAAGCGUUCUUUUCUUAAAUUGACGGCACAUCUCAGAGGGAAAGUUCCCGUGGCUUCAGUAGUUUUACUUUUUUGCUGAAUUGAACUGAUGAAUAUCGAAAUGUCACUGACAGAUAUCUAUGCUAAACACGAUAAAGUUAAUAGCUUUGACCUCAUUUGUAGAGAGUUUAUGUCCACUUUCCAGAAUCACUAUAGUAAUUUUUGUAUGAUUCUGGCUACGUAUCAAAAUAUUUCUAUGGUGGCCCGGUGCCCGAACAUAAUAGAGCGGCAAUCAGGAGGAUCAAGAGACUAUAAAGGGGACAGAGAGGGCAUCCCCCAUAUACACCCUAUUCCAUAGGUAAUUCGUCUCGAGUUAUUUUUAGAAUCGGGAUAAAGUUACCUCGCCGGAGGCGUGGAUGUUUCGUGGAGGUUUCGCAUGACCAAACGCCGUGCAAAACAUGUCGGGCGAGAGGCAAUGAAAGCGUAAAAAGAUCGAGAGCAUUCCUGAAUAUUGAAGUGAAAUGAGUCGGCGCUCACCUGGGAAAAAGGAAUCGCUGGACUCUUUAACAACCCGUGAAAUCAGUUUAACUCGAAGUUGUCGUAACCUCGGUGCUUUAAUAAAAUGAGAAAUUUCGCCGGUUUAUUGAAACCGGUCGUUUGUACAAUUUAGGGAGUUUAAGAUCCAACGACGCGGACGACAACUAGAACGUCAAAAAAACAAUAGGUUUAAUUAGCAAAACAACAACUUCGCACGUGCAACACACUUUUUUGUUCAUUUCUUUCCCGUUUUUGGGCGACUACGACGUGAAAAUGCCUAAUUUCGCGUUUUAUGGAGGACGUAAAUUAGCAACGACGAAAUUUUAUUUCUCUUUCUGAGCUUGGAUAUGGUCCCUUGAAACUCAGCUUUAGGAGGGUUCGCCUACAAUUGACAAAGUAAGUUGGGUAGGAAUAAUCGCUAUAAAGACUGAAAAAAAUAAACAUCAAACCAGAAAUUGCUCUCUUCAAACUGUAAAUUAUAAAUGAUCCUGAGAGAAUAUUCAGUGUGUUAAGGAUUUCCCAGCUCUACUGUUAGCUCUAUACAAGAGAGGAAGGGCGAUUCUUUUUUAAUUUCUGUUUCGCUGACACAGCUUUCGCAGAAAUCUCGCUGUAGUCGUUUUCGUAGACAAAAGGAAUAGCAAAAUCGCUCUCCGCGUCUUCCCCCAUUUUGUUCUGCGUCAUUUCGAGAAGGACGCGUGGCUCUCAGCGUGGGUCAUCCACGCGGAACACAUUCGCGCUAUGUGAUAGGCUGUUGUCUAAUCCCCCUUGAGAUUUGUGGUGUUAAAAAUAACUCGAGACGAAUUACCUAUGGAAUAGGGUGUAUGUGGGGGAUGCCCUCUCUGUCCCCUUUAUAGUCUCUUAGGAGGAUUUAUUAAACCGAUUGAAUUGAAUGAAUCGGGUUAUGCGCGACAUUUAUAACGUAUCUUGAUCUCAGCUGCUUAUUACCAGUCUUAAUAAAGGAAUGCUUAUUCGUGGUGUUUUAGGACGCUCCUAUGGACUUGACAGAUAUCAACCCCACAAUUAUCAGUACAGACACAGAGGAUGAGGAGCACGUGGACGGCGCAAGUCGCAAAAGGAAAAAGAGGCUGAGUUACAAGAACCCUGUGGUAAGACUGAGGAGUUCAAAUCACACGCUACAGUCGAGAAGAUAACGGAUCAGAAAAGGCUUGAAAAUAUCUAUCGUCUAGCUUAUGAUUAAUUUUAUUGACACCCAAGUUGUUUUAGUUUUAGAUUUGAUUUCUCUUUGAAACUGUCUGUUUUGUUUUGUUUCUUUCUUUUGUUUGUUUGUUUCCUGGGCUCUGUUUUUCAUUAAUUCUCUCAGACAAUUUCUCUAUACUAUAUAUUUCUGAAGAGUGAGGGUAGUUAAGCGUAGCUAAACAUAAGAAUGGCUUUCCAACCGACCUAAACAUAAAACAAAAUGCAAGGGAACAAGUACAUAAAUUCGUAGCAAAACACCCAAGAGAGCGCCCAUCACAGCUACCAAUGAUUGACGGCUGAUUAGAGGAAAACUAUAAAACCUGUCAUCAAUCAAUCAACACAAUGCCCUUCUUUAUUUACAAUCUUAUAGACAAAAAAUUAUAUUUGACCACUACAUAUCUUGACCUUAUCAUCACCUUGGUUGUUGUAAGGAGAAAAAAGAUGUAAAUCAGCUCAGCAGAACCCUUGAGCUAACUAAGCUAUUUGUAAUCCUUCCAAUCCGUAUUCGUUUCAUAUUUUCCCGAUGAAAGAAUUAUGUGUUCCUAAUCUGUGAAGUUAAUAGCCCAUGAGUAAUUAAAGUAUUUUAAUGCUUCUUUAAUGUAAAAGCUACCUAACUUCUAGAUUUAUUUUAUAAUUACAAAUUAAUUAAUAACACUUCUACUAUUUCUGUAAAGACGCUUCCUCUAGGUUUGGUGGUCUUUACAAUUGAAAGACGAUGGCCAACCAUGAAAACUCAAAAUUUCACAUUGAUAUAAAUUUUGUUUUUGUGCUGAAAUUGGAAUUGCUUAAAUUUUCUGUGCAAAAAUAAGGGGAAAGAAACGAGUAAAAGCCACUAGACAUACUUAGAUUAAGAGAGCAAACAGGAGAAACAACAAUAACAAUCAAUUUUCUUUUGUUUUUUCAUUUGAUCGCGUACUUUUCAGCGAAAAGGAGAGUGGAUUGAAAUGGAAUGCAUGCUUCCCAAUGGUUAGUCGCUUGACUCUGAUUUCAGUAAAUACUGACAUAUAUUUAACUUGGAUAUCAGUCUUCAUUGACGAACACGAUCUGUUCGAUCGAUCCAACAAUUUCGUUAUUUUAAGUAUUGUUUUGAAAAUAAGGCUUUUCGUUGUUAUAUACUAUGUGUUGUUCUAACAUCAGCAUAUCUUAACAUGCACAAUGAAAUUAACGUAACAUAACAAGCACAUUAUUAGCAAAUAAGCUUCCAAGUUAUCAUUACCAAUAAAAGUAAAUCUAAAAAUCCCAAGUUUAUAACUCGGGCUAAAAGACAAUAAUUAAGAUCACCCAACGGCUGCCUCAAAGCUUUGUACACUAAUUAAUAGGGCAUUUACUUUAAGACUCGUGGCCUCUAAUUUUGUGCGUACUUCUAGGCGGCUUCCUAAUCUUUUCUGUUGAGGAUUCCCCUAGAGCUAUCAACAUCGAAUUCUCCUUACAACAAAAAUGAACCUGGAGAAGAGUUGGGAACAAAGGAACUCUUGUUUCCAAAUAAAACAAUAAUUACCACCUCUACACAUCGAAACCCCUAACGCUUUUAGUUACCGAAGAAACGGUUCUAAUGAGAAUACAACAGGCUACUACAGUGCCGACUAUACAUGUAGACUUUUGUUGCGUUCUCCAUUUUGGCACUUUGCUAACUUGAAACUAUCUUGACUAGUUUCUUCAUUAAUUCUUAUAAACAGUGCCUUCCUCUUUCCUAACAUUUUCAUCCUUUCGUUGAUGUUUUUUGCAGGCUCUUGAAGACGAGAUGGAAACCAGCUCAGAAAGCCGCUCUCGCUCCUCCACGGGGUUAUCAUCCCCACUCUCCCUACCCAUGGUAAGAAUAGAAGUCACGUCACCACAACCCAAUGACGCUCAAGCUCAUGUAGAGGAGCCUCCUCCGCGGAUAGCGGCUGAUAUUGACAGAGCAUUCAUGCUUCUUGACUUCCCAGAUGUUAUUAAAUCUGCUGAAAGCAGUCCACGGCAUUCACUAAUACCGUUAACCGAGUUUUACGAGCAUGGUAGAAAUUUGAACCAGAGAAGAACUAGAGAAAUAAUCAAUCAGAUAAACGCCGAGGUGGCGCAAGCAAUAAGCAGAGGACAAAGUCCGUAUUUUAUUUAUGGUAUAACUGACAAUGACGAGGAGACCUGGUGUUGAAAUUCAACCCAAACGUCGCUCGAAUUCUUGGCCUUCAAAAAAUUGCUGUGUCUCUGACCCUGGUUAAACGGAAUAACAAACUCAAUGGAAAGUCUUCAAAAGGAAGAAGAUUACAAUGGAAAAAAGGCAGAAAUUGAAAGUAUUCCAGAGUUUGACUAAACUUUUACCUUUCAGUUGUUAGAGAUAUUACUGAAAGCGAACGAGCAAUUGAUCUUUCGCUCAUUCUUCUAUCUUUUAAAAAGAUAUGAGUCCAUUCCUGGUCUAUUGACCUUUGAAGUUAAAUGAAUCCCUGGUAAAAAAGUAUAUAACUGGCAAAAAAAAUUAGUCAUUUCAAAGAAAACCCAUAGCGAAAAAUAAAUAGAUGUAAAUAUGAAUUUAUAAUGAAAGAUUCAUCACACUCAAAUGUAUUUUUGGGAAGCAAUUUUAAAAAUAAUUUAUUUGGUUUCUUUUUCAUAAUUUGUUUUUAUAAAUUCACAAAAACGACGCUUACGUUUUGUCGGAUGUGUAAAAAAAUAGAAGACAAAAUGAAUAUUAGGAAUUAAUUAAUUAAUUUUGUAGAACAGUGUUAAGAAUGCUUACGUGUGGCAGAUACGUAGUUUCAUUUAUAUUCAUAUAAGGUCCGGUUCAUAGCAGGUUCUCGUUCCAGAUUCUAGGUCCUAAGCAAUGAUAUGGACAUUGCACUCCAGGCUGUGUUCAUACCAGGUGCCUGGGUCGAGCGCAGUUUUACUCACCAAGGAGACUUAGUUGCUCUGACGUUUCCAGGCCCUAGGAGGCUUGUUCUGGUGCUGGCAUGAAUCAUGAAUGGGCUGAGUCUUAAGAAGGUCUUGUUAAACAAGAGCCCCUUUAGAGGAGGGGGGGAGGCAUUUCCCCGACAUGUUUCCCGGGCCCAGGCACUCAAAGACAAUUUUCAUACCAGUCUGAAUGGGACCUCAGCAAACAGAAGGCCACGCAUAGAAUGCAUUAAGAAAGAACUGUCACCUGAGGAAAAGCGUUUGCUAUACUGCACAGUAAACGUGAAUCAAUAACAACAACAGUCUAUGCACUACGUUGGGAAAGCAACUGCAGAAUUGCAUCUCGUUGGUAAAGGCCAUGUGAUGGAUAAUUAGCCAAUUACAUUCGGAAUUAUAUCCAGAUAAACUGUAGCUGUAAACAUCCAACGUCAAAUUUGAAACUUCGUUUACUGUUAAGUAUGAAAUGUGAAAUCGCAGUCAUGUCUCUGUCUCAUUGUUGAUAAAACGAUUUUAUUCAAUGUACAUUUUUACCCCUUCGCUAUCGAACUGAUAAAAUAGGAAAAAAGCGUUUAUAAUUCAAUCAAUUCAAUCGAAGAAAGGUCAGUAUUGGGCUUGUGACUUGCUGGCUUUUUCUCAGUUUAGUUGGCCAGAACUUGUUCAAGAUAUGUUUUGAUCGUUUUAGUUUUCUCUUCUUGUCGUUCUUGUAUGCAAUCGUUAGAAAAUCGCCUUUUAUUUAGAAAUUAAAACGGAAAUUUGAAUCUGUCCACCGCUUUUACUUAAUUAUUUCUUGUUUGCACAGUCCAUCUUUUAACGAAGCAAUCAUGCUCAACAAAAAGUGUUUAAUAUUUGAGGUAAGCGCAUAAUAUGCGGUUUGUUAAUAUACUAUGACGUUGCUUAUUGUUUGUAAAAGCGUAUUAUAAU